AUGAGUUCAAGUGUUAGUUCAGAUGUUGCCUAUGUGUUUAAACAUUUGGAUGAAAUAACAAGCGAUAAACAUAGACACAAAAAACAUUUUCGUGUUCAAUACAAUGAAGAUGAAAGUCUUGAUGGUAGUAAUCGUUACAGCAAAGACGAAACACAAUUGCAACCUCAGGUCGAAGUUGAUGAUGUCGAUGAUAAAAGUUAUCGAACAUUGAUUAUGGUCGAUCCUGAUGCACCAAGCAGUGAUGAUCCGAUAAAAGGUCCUAUUCUUCAUUGGCUUGUAGCUAAUUUUCAAUCAAAAGAUCUUAAAGAUGGUCAUACAUUAUAUGCAUAUAAAUGUCCUGCACCUCCAGUCGGUUCUGGUCCUCAUCGGUACAUCUUCUUUCUUUAUCAAUCAAUUGAUAAAAUUCCGGAAAGGAAAAUCGAUAGUGAACAUCGUUUACGUUUUCCACUUCAACAAUAUGUCACUGAUAAUCGUCUCGGACUUCUCAGUGCUACUUAUUUUACCGUUGAUAACUAA
Rotaria sp. Silwood1 is the source of this 516-nucleotide messenger RNA. NCBI's taxonomy places the organism in Eukaryota, Metazoa, Rotifera, Eurotatoria, Philodinida, Philodinidae. The record is from the annotation of a GenBank genome assembly.